UUUGUCUAUGGCUGGUGUAGAUGGAGUUACUACACAUGAUGAAGAAAACAGCAAGUUUGUUGGGUUUGUAGGACCAGGCACCAGUGUCACUAGUGUAGCGACUGCUAUCACAACAACCGUGCACAAGAUUCCCGUUGUUUCUUACGCUGGAUCCAGUAUGGAGCUCAGCGAUAAAACUCGGUUUCCUUACUUUCUGCGAACCUGGCCACCAGGCUCCCACCAAGCUGCGGCUAUUGUUGAUGUUUUACUCAGAUUCAAAUGGUCGUAUGUUGGACUUGUUUACUCAAGAAACACUUACGGGAUUCAUGGCGCUCAAGAAAUCGAAAAACUGGCCGAUACUCACAACAUAUGCUUAGCUUUUUCGGUUCCACUUCCCGAGACGGUCGAAAAACGAGAUAUUGACAUUGUUAUGGAGAAGAUCCUGAUAUUCCAGAAAGCUAAAGUCGUCAUUUUCUUCGUCCAUCCAGCAAAAAGUGGUAUCGAAGUUCUUCAAUCCUUGAUGAAGACGAUUCCUGAUCAUCCAGGACUAAUAAUAGUUUCUGGUGAUUCUUUCGUGAGCUACUUGAAUUAUUAUGGUGUUGCAAACGUUACGAGAGGUAGUGUUGGUAUUCGCUCUUACUACAAAGAGGUUCCCGGAUUCAGGGAACACAUCCAAACUGUUCAAAUGGAGGGAAUGCCGGUGAGCCCGUGGUUCGAAUGGUUGCAAAAUUAUCAAGUAUCGACAAACCCAAAGUGUCAAAACAUAACACAGUGUCCCCUGUACUGUUAUGACGGUUAUUGCAAUGAUCAUUAUGUAGUUGAUGCUGUCAGUUUAUAUGCUUCAGCUCUAGACAAAGUCUUGAACCAGAUAUGUAAUGGCAAUGUGAACUGUCUGAUUAAGGAGAUGAGUGGUCCAUUGCUCAUAUCAUAUCUGAAGAAUACAAGCUUUCAAGGUGUUGAUGGGCUCUUUACAUUCGACGUCCAUGGACACCCUGGUGCCAAAUAUGACCUGACAAUGCUUCAGUACCUUAACGGCUCUCAUCGAGAAGUUAACAUUGGAUUUUGGGAUUCACGUUCUGAGAACAACAACCAUCUAGACAUGACUUUGGAUGACCUCCCUUGGCCUGAAGGUCACACAUCACCACCAAUAUCUGUUUGUCGUGAGACAUGUCUCCCAGGGUACAUCUCAGUCCCACUUGUCACCAAAUGCUGUUAUGGAUGCCAACGUUGUCCGAUCAACACUAUCGUAGUCAAUGACACAGAGUGUCGUCCGUGUGUAAACUUUUUUUGGCCGAAUGUCAACUACACUCGCUGCGAGAGAAUCGCACCUUUAUCCACUGAAUGGCAAAGUGCUUUGACUUGCUCCAUACUUGCUUUUACUGGUCUCGGUGUGGUUCUUACAUCUUGCACUGGUACGGGACUGAUUUAUUACCGUCAUCAUCUAUUGAUCAAAGCAACGGGACGAGAACUAAGUAGUGCCAACCUCCUAGGUCUCUUACUAUCCUGCUUGACUGUUAUUCCUAUCCUGAUCAUUCCAACCGAAUUCUCUUGCGCCUUAUCUGACGCCAUGAUUGCCCUCUGCCUCACGCUGACAUACGCUCCUACGCUACUCAAGGUGAAUCGCAUCCAUCGUAUCUUCAAAGGAGCUAAGAAAUCAAAAAAACGACCCAAGUUGGUAUCUCCACGGCAACAGCUAUUCUUGGUAUCGGUUUUCACAGCUGUACAAGUACUCAUCGUCAUUGUGACGGUCAUUUUCUACCCAUCUGUACCCACGAUGAUCCAACCAUCAACACAGGAGAAACUUGUGGAGAUUUACUGCCUCUUUCGCUCCGGUUUCUUUGCAUCGUGCAUCUACAACCUCCUCUUAGUCCUCGCUUGCUGCUACUACGCCUUCAAGACCCGUAAGGUACCAAGUAACUACAAUGAGUCCAAGUUCAUCGCCGCCAGCGUCUACUCAACACUUCUCUUGGGCUCAGCAGCAGCCUUGGUGUACACUACUGCCGUAGGAGUAGAGACAAUAAAAGCUACCCUGAGUUUGGUUGUACUUCUCAAUGCUUAUCUGACACUAGGCUGUGUCUACCUGCCAAAGCUAUACGCGGCACGUUUCAUCCGAGAUUUGAGCGUUCUUGGUGUGCGCAGCUCCAGUGGGCACGCGGAAAUCGGGCCCUCAUCAGUUAGUGAUGUCGGGUCGGCGUUGGCUGAUAAUUCCUAUAGCGGUGGGCCUUUGAGUAUUUCUCAAAGAAGGUCCGCCGUGUAUCCAGAAAAAGUAAAAUCCUCGGACAACAUCUAAAUCGAAGACUACAUAAUACAACAUUUAAUAACUGACUUUCAGAGCCCGCAAGAUAUAGGGAAUGCUACUUGUUUAUUGAAUAAUUUUUGUGCAAGGAAACCCAUCCAUCAACGACAAUAGAAUAUUGUUUCGUUAAUAUUAGUUUCUUGGAAAGGUUUUUGAAACAAUAUGAUAUAGUAUAGUAAAAUAUAUACAAAAUGUAUAGUCUUAGUCUUAUUAAUUUAUUCAUGUAAAAUAUUAAACUUCAUCAUUGUGUAAAAUUCAUUGAAACAAGCUGUGUUGUUUUGUAGUUUGAGCUAAUAGAGUGUUGUUAUAAACAUCGUGUGUUUUAAUGCAGUGGCUAUUCUGAUUCGUUUAGACUUAGUUUAAUAUACGACAGUAUCAUUAUCAUGGUUUUAUAAAAGUGCUCGAUAUUGAAUAGUUUAAUGAGCACCGUCUGGCUGUCA
Molecule: messenger RNA, 2715 nt
Organism: Patiria miniata (bat star)
Lineage: Eukaryota; Metazoa; Echinodermata; Asteroidea; Valvatida; Asterinidae
Product: metabotropic glutamate receptor 1-like
Exons: 2
Coding region: 8-2269 (753 amino acids)
Biological process (GO): G protein-coupled glutamate receptor signaling pathway; regulation of synaptic transmission, glutamatergic
Cellular component (GO): membrane
Molecular function (GO): group II metabotropic glutamate receptor activity
Source: RefSeq, a predicted model, not a curated record